Molecule: messenger RNA, 1956 nt
Organism: Penicillium mononematosum
Lineage: Eukaryota; Fungi; Ascomycota; Eurotiomycetes; Eurotiales; Aspergillaceae
Exons: 1
Coding region: 1-1956 (651 amino acids)
Source: RefSeq, a predicted model, not a curated record
AUGAACAGAGACCGGCAAGCAGAGCCCAGCAGGGGUCUAAUCCGGCGGUUUAGCGAUGAUGUCUCGCAAUCCUCGCCGUGUAAACCCCUUAAUCGUGCUCUGGCGGCCAAGGUGGCCUUCGAUCGCAAUCGAGAGCGAUCCGGGUCAUUACGAGACGAAUGGGACCAGCUUCUGUCGGAAGGUCGGGAGCUGGCCGAUCGCUCCGUCCCUGACGAAGAAGCCGUUCUAUUCCACCAGAGCCAGCGACUUCACACGGCGUGGAGCAAAUUUCAACGCAAUCUCCCCGAGGACCAACUGAUGCAACUCAGGGACCAUGAAAGGCCUGACAUAAAUUUCCUAAUGGCCACUGUAAAGAAAGCAUCGGCGACAUGGCAGUCGGAUCGAGAAGAAAGCACAUUGGGCAAAGUCAAAUCCAAAUUCCGCGGCCUCUGCGAGACCUGCCACGAUCACAGUUCGCUGCUGGCAAUGAUUCCCAAGGAUGAAAAGUACGUCACCUUGCUAACAGGGUCUCUAUCUGCCAUCGUGCAGGCUACAAUCAACCACCAAAAUAUCGCCGAGGGGGUGGCCGAUACCCUGGACGAUCUGGGCCAUGAUAUCGAUUUCUGGAACCGGCAGAUGAGGGAGCAUGGCAACAUUCCCGCCCUUCGCCGAUAUAUCCAGGAGCUUUAUGUCAUUGUUUUCGAGUUCUUUACUGAGAUAUUCAACAAAUGGUCAAAGUCCAGCUGGAAACGCUUCCUCACCAGUUUUGAUGAGGGCGCUUUCAACAAGCUUUUCACGUCCAAGAAAAGUCGACUGUUGGCCAUCGAGCACCGUAUGGAACGUGAUAUCAACCUUGAUUUUCGCCACCGUACCAUGACGAGUCUGGAGAGGGUCAUUCAAUAUCAGGAAAAGCUCUUCAAUUUUUUACCGGACAGACUCGCCGAGCAAAGAUUAUUACUCGGCGAAUCCCUUCAAAUGUUUCUAGAGCAACAACAAUCAUUCCAUCUGGAAUCACACCAGUCAGUCUCCGCCACCAGUAUAACUGAAAACGCGUCGACAUCAAUGUCCCCUGCUUCUACCAGUGCCGACAGUGUCCUCCGACUCCCGGAACCCGAGAUUAACCCUGUCCGACGAGCACACUUCCGGUACAACCGCACAGAGAUCCAGGCAGAGCUGACCAUCUUCACAACUCAGUGGAAGAACCAGGUUGAUCACUUGAUUCAGGCUGCCACUCAGUCAUCGCUUCUUCGCCUGGAUAAGGAGGUACAUUAUCGCCUAAUGACAUGGCUACGAGACCUCAACUCGACCAAUGUCUGGAUCCGAGGCCCUCACGACGUGUCACGGCCCAGCCAAAACUCCAUGACCGCAGUGUCUAUGGCGGCACUGGCGCGGACCCACAACAUCCCCUGUAUCAUCUACUUUUGCACGUUCACAGACCAUUAUGACUCCAUAAUAUCAAAGAAAGCCGACAUAGGGUUCUUCCUCGCCUCCAUCGUGACUCAGCUCGUGCAGUUCAUUCCCGAUAAAGGUUAUACCGAGGCGGAUCUAUCUUCUGCUCGCUUUGCCGCCCUGGAGCAGGGCGCUUUGGGUGUUGAGGAGACGCUCCAACUAAUACGCGAUGUGCGGAGUGUUGGUCCGAAGCUAGUGUAUGGCUUCAUAGAUAACCUUCAGGUUCUGGAAGAUCGAUCCAACGAAGCCUAUACUGGAGAUUUCUUGAGGGCCAUCAUGACACUGUGUAGGCUGGAUCGCGGGAGUCAGUCCCCAGGAAGUGUCGUAACAACGAAUGAAAAAGACGCAAUUCCGGGGACAAAGAUUUGCUUCACUACAGAUGGAUACGUGGAUGGUCUGGCGCAGGCUGCCGAGCUGCAGUUGGCCGAUAGGAUUGAGUAUGACCUUGAGACGACUGACCCUAUGAGUGGGGAGGUCGGUGGACCAAUUGUAUGGGAUAUGAAUGGAAAGGAUAACACCACUCUAUAG